AGAAUCAUGUCGGCGAGCACAAACCGCAAGAAUGGUAAGCAAGCGUCUUGCGAACCUUGCCGUAGAGGCAAAGUGCGAUGCGAUCACCGCAUGCCUAUCUGUGAUCGUUGCCGCCGACGCAACAUGGAUGCCGAAUGUUAUUAUCAUCCCGCUCCACUGACUCGACCGACUAAACGCAUUCGUAUGUCGUCCUCAGACCAUCACGAACUGGGUUCAACUGAAGUGAGCGCAUGGGACUCUCCAGUGGCUCCACCUUCAAACAACAAUCGCGAUCACGCAGACACCUUUGUCAGCGAUAACAAUCCCAGCAGUCACCCGCUUGAAUCUGCUCGUGUUCCGGAUAGCACACCAACUGGGGCGCUUCCCUCAUUGCUUUCACUUCAAGGCCUCGAUGAUACAAACACGCGACACAUUAUUCACGCUGCAGUGUAUGAUGAUCGUGGCAACAAAACGCACGAAGGAGACGUGCUCUCCAUAGCCCACAUUCUGAAUCAUGUUCAGCACUCUGUAACUAUCAAGAAACUUGUAACGGAAUACUACGAACUGGGUCAGGCUGCUGUAAUCCCACGUCCGCUUGUGCUGUCUGCCCUUUCUGACUUUGAACGAAUAUACGAGGAAGUCUUUCAACAUGGAGCAGCUGCUGGUGAUGCCACUAGUAGAGCUGCUUGUUUACUAGUGGCUGAGCGCAUCUGGCGUGCUUCGACAUCAAAGAUGGACGUGACUCUGACUACCUCUCUGGAAGAAUUUCGAAGCUGCUAUACUGGAGAUAACCUCCGGGUGGAAACCAUCGGUCUGAUUUUCACCCUUGCUGCCCGUGCAGCUCGUGUGUACCAUUUCCAUACCGAUAUGGACGUGCACGAUUUUGUCCAAGCCAUGUUUCAGGGCAGCGCAAAAUGCGUACAUUUGGCGCGAGAGCUAGCGACAGACAUGAACGAUGUCAUCGUAUGGUUGUCGUACGAAAACCUGCGUGUUACCACAAGUAUACAAGGAUAUGCUGGUCCGAAUGUCUGGCGCCGACUUGGUGAUGUGUCUACCGACCUGCUCGCUCUUGAAGUGCACCGGGAAGCUGCCCUCGCCAACGUUCCAUUCUUUCUUGCCGAAUGUCGAAGGAGAAUCUUCGCCACUGCAUACGAUUGGGACAAAUUCCUCGCAACACUCUUCGGUCGUCCACCUAGAAUCCUUAGCUCAUACGCCGAUUGUCGUUCGCCGCUCGAACUUACUGAUGAUCUGCUGUGUCUAGGUAGACUUAGCGAUGAACAACAGGCUUCCUUCGAACUGACGGGCGGAUGGGCUACUGAGAACUCUCCCUGCAGUGCAACUUGGAUUCGGGCGAUUCACAUUCUCUCCCAUUUCAAGGAGGAAGCGCUAUUACAUCAUCUGAAACCUCUUGAUCGUGAGACAAGAUCAAAACUCGAGUCAGUGCAUCCAUACAACCCUGUCGAGAUGAGAUAUAUCAUGCUGACCGUANNCAUUAAGAGAUAUAGCAAGGAGNNAUGCAGGAAAUCCUGGGAGACCUUACCGAAACGUCUACAUUACGACUCUUCUUGUUGGAGGUCUGAUCUGAGCCACAUGACGUGCCUGAGGUUGGCAGAAGUUUAUCUCACUUACCUGCAGACACAAUUCUACAUUGACCGCUUACUGGCCGUGGGCGAUGCGAGCUGCUCACCACAUCUCGUUCAGACAUGCUCAAGUCUGAUUGAAAUGUCUCUUGAGCUCGGUAGCUUCCGUUCCCGAUCCAACUAUGAUGUCUACCGCAAUUUCAGAGCAAGUACUGCUCUCAAGACUGCAAGGAGCACUAUGAGCCGUGCAAAGUUCGCAGACUUGCUUCGUCUUGUAUCCAUAAGACGUCUCUAUGUCUUCGUCUCUUUAUCAGAAAAUGUGUAUCGGCCGGAAGAUGCGAAUUAUGCGAUCUGUUUGAAAGCAUCGGGACUGAUCUCUCGUGCAAUGGAUGGAGUGCUCGAACACGUCUUAUCGGGUUUCGCCAACGAUACGCAGCAAUCAGAAAAUGGACUCACAACAAGCAAUUCCACGAUUGAUGUCCAGGACUCGACGUCGCUGAAUGAUGCAGCAGGCAUGUGGCAAGUAGACACCACUCUUGAGGCGAUGACGGACUGGGAUGCAGCCGCUUUAAUGGACAUGAACGAUUGGAUGGAAGGAAUCGAUUGGACAAACGUCAGCGGAGGAGUAUAG
Aureobasidium musti is the source of this 2190-nucleotide messenger RNA. The record is from the annotation of a GenBank genome assembly. Lineage: Eukaryota; Fungi; Ascomycota; Dothideomycetes; Dothideales; Saccotheciaceae.